AGCCAUUGGAUAUGAGAUGAAAGAGAGAGAGAGAGAGAGAGGGAGAGGGGGAAGAGGCAUGGAGAAUCCCAAUGCUCAGAACAAAGAGAGAGAAGAAAGAAAGAGAGAAGACACAGACAGCACUGUCCACUGUUCACUCCCUCUUCUCUUUCUCUCUCUGACCAAUUAAACUAAAUUACUUAUCUUUGCGCUCUCUCUCUCUCUCUCUCUCUGUCUAUAUCCCCCAUCCUUCUCUCUCCUCCCAGUUUCAACACCCCCCUCCCGGCCCCAACUCUCCUCCCUGUGCUCUCCACCCAAACCCUCCUCUCCCCAAGAAAAAAGAAACUUAAAAUCUAUCAUCUUAUUCACUCAUUUCCCUUACAUUUAAUCCAUGUUCCCAUGAUCUGAAGAAACCCAAGUCUCAAUCUCAUCAAUCAAGGCAACCCCAACGAAAGAAAGAAAGGGAAGAUCGCUUUAGAUCACAGGGCCGCGCGUGUGCUACGAACUCGCCUUCUUUCUCUUCCUUUUGUUGUCUCUCAUGCGACAUAACAGGGCGGAGCGAAUGUCUGAGGACGACGAAAGGCAGCAAUCUUCACCGUCAGAUCUUGACUUUACUUCUAACAAGGCCCGGAACUGCAACGCCACCGGGUCCGGGUCGGGUCACCCGGAGUUUCAGUCUCCCUACCCGGACCAGGUCCUGGAGAACGUGUUGGAAAACGUGCUUCACUUCCUGACUUCGAGCCGCGACCGAAACGCCGCCUCAUUGGUGUGCAGGUCGUGGUACCGGGUCGAGGCGCUGACGCGAUCCGAGCUGUUCAUCGGAAACUGCUACGCGGUGUCGCCGGAUCGGGCCACGGCCAGGUUUACCAGGGUGAGGGCGCUUCACCUGAAAGGGAAGCCCAGGUUCGCGGAUUUUAACCUGAUGCCGCCCGAUUGGGGGGCCCACUUCAAUCCUUGGGUGCUGGCUCUGGCCAAGGCGUACCCUUGGCUGGAAAAAGUUUACCUGAAGCGCAUGUCCGUGACCGAUGAUGAUCUGGCAACGCUGGCCGAGUCGUUUUCAGGGUUUAAGGAGCUCGUUCUCGUUUGCUGUGAUGGGUUUGGAACUAGUGGCCUUGCUAUUUUUGUUUGCAAGUGCAGACAGCUUAGGGUGCUUGAUCUGAUCGAAUCUGAGGUUACAGAUGAUGAGACAGAUUGGAUAUCCUGUUUUCCUGAGGGUGAAUCACAUCUUGAGUCGUUGAUAUUUGAUUGUGUAGAAUGCCCGAUAAAUUUUGAGGCAUUGGAAAGGCUGGUGGCUAGGUCUACUUCACUUAAGAAGCUUAGGCUAAAUCGAUAUGUUUCUAUCGGGCAGCUAUAUCGCCUGAUGAUUCGAGCUCCUCAGCUCACACACCUUGGGACAGGUUCGUUUAGCCCAUUGGAGGUAGCAGGACAUGGUGAUCAAGAACCAGAUUAUGUAACUGCUUUUGCUGCCUGCAGAUCCUUAGUUUGUCUCUCUGGGUUUAGGGAAAUAAUUCCAGAUUAUCUGCCUGCGAUUUACCCUGUUUGUGCAAAUCUAACAUCUCUGAAUUUCAGCUAUGCCAACAUCAAUGCAGAACAGCUUAAGCCAAUUAUAAGCAACUGCCACAAGCUCCAGGUUUUCUGGGUCCUUGAUUCAAUAUGUGAUGAAGGACUUCAAGCAGUGGCUGCGACAUGCAAGGAACUACGUGAGCUUCGGGUUUUCCCCAUCGAUGCUCGGGAGGAUAGUGACGAAUCAGCAGCAUCACCCUUCCUUCAACCUUAUUCAAAAUUUUAA
Molecule: messenger RNA, 1768 nt
Organism: Theobroma umbraticum
Lineage: Eukaryota; Viridiplantae; Streptophyta; Magnoliopsida; Malvales; Malvaceae
Product: transport inhibitor response 1-like protein
Biological process (GO): SCF-dependent proteasomal ubiquitin-dependent protein catabolic process
Cellular component (GO): SCF ubiquitin ligase complex
Molecular function (GO): protein binding
Source: RefSeq, a predicted model, not a curated record